AUGACGAUUCUGCGAUUAAUCAUAUUUGCUAUGGUGACAGGGCAUGUAGGGGGAGAGACGAGGAUCAUCAAGGGGUACGAGUGUCCUCCUCAUUCCCAGCCCUGGCAGGUGGCUCUGUUCCAGAAGACCCGUCUGCUCUGUGGGGCGACGCUCAUCGCCCCCCAAUGGCUCCUGACAGCGGCUCACUGCCUCAAGCCGUGGGUGUGGCCCUUCAUUCCUUCAGAUGCAUUUAUGUCCCCCCCACCCCGCAUCUCUCCCUACCCUUCCAUCUCUGACCACCAUCUCUUCCACCUCAGCCAAUACAUAGUCCACCUGGGGGAGCACAACCUUCAGCGAUCGGAUGGCUGGGAGCAGACCCGCAUGGCCACCGAGUCCUUCCCCCACCCAGACUUCAACAACAGACUCCCCAACAAAGACCACCGCAAUGACAUCAUGCUGGUGAAGAUGGUGGCACCUGCCAUCAUCACCCGGGCUGUGCGACCCCUCAACCUGUCAUCACGCUGCGUCACCCCUGGCACCCGCUGCCUCAUCUCCGGCUGGGGCAGCACGUCCAGCCCCCAGUUGCGCCUGCCUCAUACCUUGCGAUGUGCCAACAUCAGCAUCAUCGAUCACCAGGAGUGUGAGAACGCCUACCCUGGCAACAUCACAGACACCAUGGUGUGCGCCAGUGUUCGGGAGGAGGGCAAGGACUCUUGCCAGGGUGACUCUGGAGGUCCCAUGGUCUGUAACGGGUCUCUUCAAGGCAUUAUCUCCUGGGGCCAGGACCCAUGUGCUGUCACCAGAAAGCCUGGUGUCUACACAAAGGUCUGCAAAUAUGUGGACUGGAUUAGGGAGACAAUGAAGAACAAUUAG
Molecule: messenger RNA, 852 nt
Organism: Molossus molossus (Pallas's mastiff bat)
Lineage: Eukaryota; Metazoa; Chordata; Mammalia; Chiroptera; Molossidae
Product: kallikrein-11-like
Exons: 5
Coding region: 1-852 (283 amino acids)
Biological process (GO): proteolysis
Molecular function (GO): serine-type endopeptidase activity
Source: RefSeq, a predicted model, not a curated record